AUGACUUUGUUACCAUCUGAUGAUAUGGUAUCAAACCAUUCAUCAAAUGAUCCGUGGUAUUCUAACGAAAAUCAAAAUACAACUACCAAUUCUAAUAACAACACUGCAAAUAUUAUAGACGCCGAAUUAGCUUCUAUCGUAUCCUCAUUAAGUGCACUAUCAGCUGGUAACAACAAUCAACAGAUCGGCUCUUUUAGAAGACCAAGUUUUCCAACUAGUGAUAUUGAUUCAGAAAUUCUUUCAAUGAAUAGCGUAGACCAACAACAAACAAAUAAUAAUAUGAACUUAUUCGAUGCUACAAAUGUAAUGAAAAGAAACGCACAAUCUGUUGGUACUGCUCCUCCCUAUACAACAAACAUCUUCAACUCUCAUAAUUUGAAAAAUAAUCAAUCUAUUAAUAAUCAACUUAUGGGCCAACAGUAUUCUGCCACUGUAACAGGUCCCCUAUAUAUGAAUGAUAUUUUUCAAAAUAAUAGCAACAAUAAUAAUAAUAAUAAUAAUAAUAGCAGUACAUUAAGAGAAAAUGCUGGGUUUUAUGAAAAAUUUGGUAAAUCUUUAGUGGAAGGUACAAAAGAAUUAGAAGCUGAGCACAACGUUGAAAAUGAAACUGUCGAUAAUAACAAUUUCGCAAAUAAUAGUAGCAGUCAAUCAACUUUUGAAGGUUAUGAAAAUGAUAGUUACAAUAGUGACAUGAAUAGUAGUGGUAACAAUAUUAAUGAAAAUAAUCAUUGGAAUAAUGCUAACACCAGCAAUUUCAAUUCAAACUAUCUUCAACAACAAUACUUAUAUUUCAAUCAGCAACAACCAUACUACGAAAACAUCAAUAAUAAAAAUACAAAAAAUACUAAUAAUAUCAAUAAUCAAGCUGUAAAUGUCAUGUCAAAUGGUUUCCCCUAUGGAGUUUUACCAAAUUUCAAUCAUUUCCCAAUAAUGAAUCCAUAUAUGCAUCCAGGAAUUAUUUAUCCCCCAACUAAUCAAGAUAUCAUUAAUCAAAAUGAUAAUAACAUCUCGCCACCUGUAGAUAAUAAUAAUAGUGACGAUUCGUCAUAUGAUUUAAAUCAAAAAAAGUCAAGCUCGCAAAACCCUCAGACCACUAACGACAAUACUGGUAAAUUACAUGUAAAUAAACAAAAAAAUGGUAAGAGAGAUAGCAAAAAUCAAUCUAAUCAACAGCAGCAGCAACAGCAAGUUAAUCCAUAUUUAGACCAAUUCAACGGUGUGAAAAACAGUAAAUUCAAUAAUAAAGAUAACACUAAUAAUUCUGCAUCAACUCCGUCAUCAUCUUCUAAUUUAGCAUUGAAAAAUUUCAAUAAGAAUGAAUCAAGAAAUAAAAAGAAACAAAAUACUUCUCAAAAUAAUAAUGCUAAUAAUAAUUAUCAUAGAUCAGCUUUAUUAGAGCAAGUAAGAAAUUACAAGGAUAAUAAUAAUGACAAUGAAAAAAUGUGUCACCUAAAAGAUGUCUUCGGUCAUACUUUAGAAUUUUGUCAGGAUCAAUAUGGUUCAAGGUUCAUUCAAAAAGAAUUAUCAAUCGCAAAAUCUUCUGAAAGAGAAGUUCUUUUCAACGAAAUUAGAGGUUACGCCCUUGAACUAUCAAACGAUGUCUUUGGUAAUUAUGUUAUUCAAAAAUUUUUCGAAUAUGGUUCAAAGACUCAAAAAGAUAUCUUAGUUGAUCAAUUUAAAGGUAAGAUGAAAGAUUUAUCAACUCAAAUGUAUGCUUGUAGAGUCAUUCAAAAAGCUCUAGAAUUUAUCGAGCCUGAACAGAGAUUAGAUCUAGUCACCGAAUUAGAUGAUUGUGUCUUAAAGAUGAUCAAAGAUCAAAAUGGUAAUCAUGUCAUUCAAAAGGCAAUUGAAUGUAUUCCAAUAACUUCCUUACCAUUCAUACUAAAGUCCUUGAUUGGACAUAUCUAUCAUUUAUCGACACAUUCUUAUGGUUGUCGUGUCAUUCAAAGAUUAUUAGAAUUUGGUUCCAUUAAAGAUCAAGAUACAAUUUUAAAUGAAUUGAAAGAUUUUAUUCCUUAUUUGAUUCAAGAUCAAUAUGGUAACUAUGUCAUUCAAUACAUUUUACAAUUUGAUUCAACAAAUAUUGAUGAAACUAAGACUUCAAUGAUGAUGAUAAACAUAAAGAAAGAAAUUAUUGAUAUUGUAUCUGAUAAUGUUGUUGAAUUUUCAAAGCAUAAAUUUGCUUCAAAUGUUGUUGAAAAGGCUAUUUUAUAUGGAUCUAAAGAUGAAAAAGAUAGAAUCAUAUCAAAAAUUUUGCCAAAGGAUAAAAAUCAUGCAGCAAAUCUAGAAGAUAAUGCACCAAUGAUUUUAAUGAUGAGGGAUCAAUUUGCCAAUUAUGUUGUUCAAAAAUUAGUUUCUGUCACCGAAGGUGAAGGUAAAAAAUUGAUCGUCAUAGCAAUUAGAUCAUACUUGGACAAAUUAAAUGAAUCAAAUUCAUUGGGAAAUAGGCAUUUGGCUAGUGUUGAAAAAUUAGCUAAUUUAGUUGAAUCAGUUGAAAUAUAA
This is a messenger RNA of Kazachstania africana CBS 2517, 2502 nucleotides long. RefSeq names its product mRNA-binding protein PUF3 (gene PUF3). Gene Ontology annotation, cellular component: cytoplasm. Gene Ontology annotation, biological process: nuclear-transcribed mRNA catabolic process, deadenylation-dependent decay. Gene Ontology annotation, molecular function: mRNA 3'-UTR binding. The coding region runs from base 1 to 2502 and encodes 833 amino acids. NCBI's taxonomy places the organism in Eukaryota, Fungi, Ascomycota, Saccharomycetes, Saccharomycetales, Saccharomycetaceae. The record is from RefSeq and is a predicted model, not a curated record. The transcript has a single exon.